AGACCCGAUAAGAAGAAAAACAAACACCGUUCCUCCACAGCAUUUCUAAUGGCUUCAGUCUGCAUGCACAGUCCAAUCUGCUUCCCACUGCUCUGAGCCGCCACUACCGGCGGUGUUGACGGUGGUCGCGUCUGGAUCAACUGGUUUGGUUCGACCCGGACCCGGACCCGUUGCUGGGGGAGUUAGCGAAUCUUCAAACCCUCUUUCAAAACUACUAUCAUACGUCGCCGUUUCCCGUGGAUUCGUAUUGAUAUUGCUACCAAAUGGGAAAGCUGGGCAAGAAGGCAAGAAAGUUUGCAAGAAAGAAUUUACAGUCAGUUUUGAGGAACAAAAGGAAGUUAAACUCUAAAUUCAAAAGGAAAACAUCAAAAAGAGAUAGUCAUGAUAAUGUAGAAAACCAAGAGAUUGGUGCAACAAAACCUUCAAAUGAAAGAAACAUAGCUGGUGAAGAAAUUCUAGACACUUCCCUUGAUGCUAUAUUCAAUGAAAAUGACAGUGAGGUGCUUGGAGAUGAUUCAGACAGUGAUGGAUUUCUUUCAGAGGACUCAAGUUGUGAACAUGUUACUGGAAGUGACGGUGAAAAUGAAAAUUAUAUUCAGAACAACAAUGGUGGUAGUUCCUUAUUAGUGCAAAACAGAGAUAUUUGUGCAGAACUUUCGAAGAAAGCAAAAAAGUUGAACAAAUUGAAACAAAAGGAUUCAGGGUUUUCUAAAUUUCUGGAAAGAUAUGAUGUGGGGAUCAAACACACCAAAGAUGAAGAAAGUAGUUUAGAUGACGAAGAAAAGUUAGAUGGGGUACGACCAAUGAAUGAUGACAAAUCAUGUUCUCGUGUGUGGAAACCGUUGACAAGUGCGUCUGUGGAUUCUUUGCGUAAACUGGUCAAAGAACAGCAUAGUGUGCCUGCCCUCACUAGUCUCAUAAAUGCUUAUAGGGUGGCAUGCCACAAUGAUUCUGAAGCAACCAGUGUCAGUGGUUGUGUGUUAUCUCAUGGCAUUCAGAAGAGUGAAGCUUUCUGCAAGAUAUUAAUAUUCAUGCUACAAGAGGCUGAUACUAUAUUUAGGACGUUACUUGGAAUAUCAAACUUGAGUUCCAAGAAGGAAACUGUUUUGGAGCUAAAGGCUACAAAAAAAUGGCUAUCUCUUAAACCACUUAUUAAGUCAUACUUAAGGAGUUCCGUGUUUCUCCUGAGCCAGGUUUCGGACUCUGAGAUAUUGACCUUCUUAAUUUGUCGACUUAGAGCUUCAAUCGUUUUUCUGGUUGCAUUUCCAUCGUUACUGCACAAGCUUAUCGAGAUUUCUGUUCAUCUCUGGGCUACAGGUGAUGGGUCUCUAUCGUCACACUCCUUUGUCAUCAUACGAGAUAUAGCUUCCAUGUUUAGCUCUAAUUGGUUAGACUUCUGCUUUGUCAAAACAUAUAAGGCCUUUAUUAGUCACUCUCAAUUUGUUGAGCGAAGGUUGUUUGAACAUAUACACUUUCUAAGGAAUUCCUUUGUGGAGCUUUGCUGUUUAGAUGUACAGAAGUCAUCUAACAAAGCUAUGAUAUGUAUACGGCAUCUAGGUAAGAUAUUGCAGAAGGGGUGGCAAACAAAAACGAAGGAGGUAGUUAAGAAAAUUUGCAGUUGGCAGUACAUCAAUUGCAUCGAUCUCUGGGUUACAUUUAUAUCGGCAAACAUACAUGACUAUGAUCUUCAGCCAUUGCUGUAUAUGAUUGUACAGAUUAUAAAUGGAGUUGCUCUCCUUUUUCCUGGGCCCAGAUAUUUACCACUGAGACUCAGAUGUAUCCAAUGGCUUAAUCAUCUUGCUGGUUCUAGUGGGGUUUUCAUCCCGGUUACAUCAUUGGUGCUGGAUGUUUUAGAAUACAAAAUUACCAAGGUUGAUGGGAAACCUGGCAAAGUCGUUGAAUCUUUGUCUACCAUAAAGCUUCCAAAGUAUUGGUUAAAAUCACGUGACUUCCAAGAAGAGUGUGUCUCAUCUGCCAUUGAACUCCUUUCGGAGCACUUUGCACAAUGGAGCUACCAUAUAUCUUUUCCCGAGCUGGCUACAGCUCCAAUUAUCCACCUCAAGAAGUUUUUGGAGAGAACUUCUAUUGAGAGUUCCAGACGUGUUAUCAAGCGAUUUAUUGAUCAGGUGGAGAUGAAUAUUGACUUUGUGCAAAAGAAAAGAGAUGAGGUGCCUUUCUCACCGAAGGAUCAACAGUCUGUUGAAUCAUUUGUUCAGGUUGAAAAACGUAAUGGUAAUACUCCGUUUACACAGUACUAUAAAAGCAUCAUCAGCAAGGCUGCUUCCAGGCAAAUGAUUUCAAAUAUAAAGUCUCCCGGCAAAGAAGGAAAGAAGAAAAUGCAACAUCCAAAUGGCAUCGUUGAUGCGACCGGUAUUGAUUCUUGAAAGAACCAAUGCUUUCUUCUUGCUUUCAUGAUUUGUUUGAUUCGACUCGAGGUUGAAGGAAACCCGAUGUUACUUUUUGUCCUCUUUGAGACACCUUACUUUUAUAUUUAGAAAUUAUUGUGUAAAAUGGAAACGUUGAAGAGAAAUGCAGUUUCAUUCAUUAGACCAAACGAGCAUUAUUUUUUAUUUUUGGAUUUGGAG
Molecule: messenger RNA, 2585 nt
Organism: Gastrolobium bilobum
Lineage: Eukaryota; Viridiplantae; Streptophyta; Magnoliopsida; Fabales; Fabaceae
Product: protein REBELOTE
Exons: 14
Coding region: 264-2384 (706 amino acids)
Biological process (GO): ribosomal large subunit biogenesis
Cellular component (GO): Noc1p-Noc2p complex; nucleoplasm; Noc2p-Noc3p complex
Source: RefSeq, a predicted model, not a curated record